Molecule: messenger RNA, 783 nt
Organism: Aplysia californica (California sea hare)
Lineage: Eukaryota; Metazoa; Mollusca; Gastropoda; Aplysiida; Aplysiidae
Product: ryncolin-1-like
Exons: 5
Coding region: 1-783 (260 amino acids)
Source: RefSeq, a predicted model, not a curated record
AUGGGCAGCGUUGAUGCUUUCUACACCCAUAGUGACUUCCUGGAUCUGUGGCCACAUAUAAAAGGUUUGCGGAAAGAGGCCAAUGCCAACUUCUCUCAUCGCUUUCAGGAGUACCUGGAGACUCUGCUCUAUCCAAACUACUUGGCUUUCCUGGAUAGCAACUGGGGCCCCAAGGACUGCGAGUCUGUGUCCACGGCACGCGGGAACCAGGACCUGUACAAAGUGGUCACGUGGACCAAUGGCAAGAGAGUCCCUUGUGAGGGAACCAUCGAUGGAGGUCGGUGGACAAUCAUACAGAGGCGAGUGAAUGGACGUGUGGACUUCGAGAGAUCCUGGGCUGACUACCGGAUGGGUUUCGGUGACCCGCACGGCGACUAUUGGCUUGGUCUGGACGACAUGGCUGACCUCACCAGACGUAGUGAUCAAGAGCUAAGAAUAGACUUCUUAUACAAAGGCCAGAACUAUACCUUCAAGUAUUUCCCUUUUCGCGUGGCACCUGUUCAAGACAACUUCCGGCUUGACCUGGGAUCCCACAGAGACGACAGUUUCUAUUCGUUUCACAACGGUGCAGUGUUUUCUACCAAUGACAACUCCAAUAUCCCAAAUUUAUGUACUUCGUAUUAUCAUGGUGGAUGGUGGUACGUUGAUUGUCUCAAGGUAUAUCUCAACGGUGUCUGGCACGAAACCACGUAUGCUAAAAUGUUGCCAUGGUAUCCUGUCACAGAUUAUUAUGACAGUGUCGAGUUCGUCAGCAUGAAAAUCCGACGCCGCGCUAACAAAUGA